Messenger RNA from Meriones unguiculatus (Mongolian gerbil), 2711 nucleotides. It is a transcript of the gene Syn2, whose product is annotated as synapsin II. The transcript is spliced from 13 exons. Bases 187 to 1947 code for a protein of 586 amino acids. Gene Ontology annotation, cellular component: synaptic vesicle; synaptic vesicle membrane. Lineage: Eukaryota; Metazoa; Chordata; Mammalia; Rodentia; Muridae. Gene Ontology annotation, biological process: neurotransmitter secretion. The record is from RefSeq and is a predicted model, not a curated record. Gene Ontology annotation, molecular function: ATP binding.
GGAGACAGCGCUAGCCACGCCCCUCAGCACCGCCCACCACUCUCCGGCUGGCAAGCUCGCUGCCGAGACCCCGAGCCGCGGCUGUCUGCUGGGCUCCGGAGCCGCGGAUCACCUUCGGUCGCCCCGCGCCGUCCUCCCGGCGCCGCCUGGCCCUCCGCCUCGAGCAUCCUCAGCCCCUCAAGCCAGAUGAUGAACUUCCUGAGGCGCCGGCUGUCGGACAGCAGCUUCAUCGCCAACCUGCCCAAUGGCUACAUGACUGACCUUCAGCGCCCGGAGCCGCAGCAGCCCCCUCCUGCCCCCGGCCCCGGGGCCGCCUCGGCGUCGGCGGCCACCUCAGCUGCCUCGCCGGGCCCCGAGCGCAGGCCGCCACCCGCCCAGGCACCCGCGCCGCAGCCCGCGCCGCAGCCCGCGCCGUCGCCGUCGGUGGGCAGCAGCUUCUUCAGCUCGCUGUCGCAAGCCGUGAAGCAGACGGCCGCCUCCGCCGGCCUGGUGGACGCGCCCGCGCCUUCGGCCGCCUCCAGGAAGGCCAAGGUGCUGCUGGUGGUCGACGAGCCGCACACCGACUGGGCCAAGUGCUUUCGGGGUAAAAAAGUCCUUGGAGAUUAUGACAUCAAAGUGGAACAGGCGGAAUUUUCAGAGCUUAACCUGGUGGCCCACGCAGAUGGAACCUAUGCAGUGGACAUGCAGGUGCUCCGGAAUGGCACAAAGGUUGUUCGGUCCUUCAGACCAGACUUUGUACUCAUCCGACAGCAUGCAUUUGGCAUGGCGGAGAACGAGGACUUCCGCCACCUGAUCAUUGGCAUGCAGUACGCAGGCCUCCCAAGCAUCAACUCACUGGAGUCCAUUUACAACUUCUGUGACAAGCCAUGGGUGUUUGCUCAAAUGGUGUCCAUCUUCAAGACACUGGGAGGGGAGAAAUUUCCACUCAUCGAGCAGACUUACUACCCCAACCAUCGAGAGAUGCUUACACUUCCUACGUUCCCUGUGGUGGUGAAGAUUGGCCAUGCUCACUCAGGCAUGGGCAAGGUCAAAGUGGAAAAUCACUACGACUUCCAGGACAUUGCUAGUGUGGUGGCCCUUACCCAAACCUAUGCCACAGCAGAACCCUUCAUUGACGCCAAGUAUGACAUCCGGGUUCAGAAGAUUGGCAACAACUACAAGGCUUACAUGAGGACAUCCAUCUCAGGGAACUGGAAGACAAACACUGGCUCCGCAAUGCUGGAGCAGAUCGCCAUGUCAGACCGGUACAAGCUCUGGGUAGAUGCCUGCUCUGAGAUGUUUGGUGGCCUGGACAUCUGUGCAGUCAAAGCUGUACAUGGCAAAGAUGGGAAAGACUACAUUUUUGAGGUCAUGGAUUGUAGCAUGCCACUGAUUGGGGAUCACCAAGUGGAGGACAGACAACUCAUCACUGAUCUAGUCAUCAGCAAGAUGAACCAGCUAUUGUCCAGGACUCCUGCCCUAUCUCCUCAGAGACCUUUAACCACCCAGCAGCCACAGAGUGGAACGCUAAAGGAACCGGACUCCAGCAAGACGCCUCCCCAGCGGCCACCUCCACAAGGGGGCCCUGGGCAACCCCAAGGAAUGCAGCCCCCAGGCAAGGUGCUGCCUCCACGUCGGCUCCCCUCGGGACCAUCACUGCCAUCUUCUUCCUCUUCCUCCUCUUCCUCCUCCUCCUCUUCCUCGGCUCCUCAGAGGCCGGGUGGCCCCACCACCACCCACGGUGAUGCACCCUCCAGCAGCAGCUCCCUGGCAGAGGCCCAGCCACCUCAGGCUGCUCCACCACAGAAGCCCCAGCCUCACCCACAGCUCAACAAGUCGCAGUCCCUGACAAAUGCGUUCAGCUUCUCUGAGUCCUCCUUCUUCCGGUCUUCAGCCAAUGAGGAUGAAGCCAAAGCGGAGACCAUCCGGAGCUUGAGGAAGUCCUUUGCCAGCCUCUUUUCAGAUUAGCUCUUCAGAUACACGAGGGCAUCCGGCCCAACCAGGAAAGGCAUCUAAGACAUUCACCAGUAACAGUCUGCCAUGUUUGAUGGCGACAUCCCAUGACUUGACAUGUGUAGCCCCUUCUGUUCCUUUGUGCUCAGUAAUUUGUGCAGCCCAGAAAUAACCACAUGACAGUCUCAGGGCAGGUGCCUACCCUGAGAAGGACCUGGCAGGAGAGGAAAAGGCUGUUUCCCUGUAGUCUUAAGAGCUUAUUCUGAAGUCAUUGUUGCUGUGAAUUUAGUGGCCUUAUUGUGACAGAGCCAUCAUGUCUUACUUUUCUGUGUGAAGCCAGGCUGUCUGUAAUGGAGGACUCCUGGCAGCUUAACCCAGCUCAGACACAGAGCUCAGCAUGUCCUUGUAGUCGGUGCUACCUGUGGGAAGGAUGUGCUUACCCGGAAGUACUGUUGGCUCUAAGUUUUAGGAACUUCCUCCCAAAGCUGGGUCUCCUGUGGCACCUGUUGAAAGCACACUCACCUGACCCUGUGCUCCCUAGACUGUUGAGGGGGUGAAGUCCCUUGUGUCUGUUGAAACAUGAGAACAAGGACCUGCAGGGUCCCCUUUGUCCCCUCUGGAGAGCAGUUCUGCUGUGUGGGCUGCAGUAAGCCUGACCUCCCUAAGCUGCACUGUAGAAGAGGUUGCAUGCCGCUAGGACAGCAGUCCACCAAUUCUGUGUUCCUCACCUAAUGAAUGUCAAGACGGUGUUGUAAUAAAAGUAGCAGCAUUAACCAGCA